This is a messenger RNA of Grus americana (Whooping crane), 1472 nucleotides long. RefSeq names its product regulator of G protein signaling 21 (gene RGS21). The coding region runs from base 563 to 1006 and encodes 147 amino acids. The record is from RefSeq and is a predicted model, not a curated record. Lineage: Eukaryota; Metazoa; Chordata; Aves; Gruiformes; Gruidae. The transcript is spliced from 5 exons.
UGUAAACGCCUGUACAGCUUUGCAGAACCUCCUGUUUGCUACCUAAGAAGGGUAGGCCAGCAAUCACAAACCAGAACACUAGAAAAAAGAGUGCUAUUUCAACAGUAAUUGACAAAGAGACAGUCUGACUGUUAGAAAAUUCCAGUUGUAGCUAUUUACAGGCUGCCAGGCCAGAAACUCUACUUGUUUGGAUUUUGUACUACGUUUAUCCUCUUUUAUCAAAGCUCAAACUGGGACUGAAUCAGUCACAAAGGAUUUAAUGUCAAUGCAGAUGCUGAAGGCUUUCUCUCCACCUGUAAGAUGCUGAAGUUAGUUGUACUAGCAACAAGGCAUGGAAGGCUUUUGGUCCUGUCUGGCACAAUAUCACAGUCCACAGAACGCAUUCUGCAGAAAUAAGAGGAAAUAACUGAUUAAGGGAAAUAAGCAGCACUGCAGACAGUCAGGAUGAUAAUUCACAUUUCUCUCCUUCUAGUAUGACUUUCAGAAGCAAGUGGAUGCAAAGCUUGAAGAUCAGUCAGAAAAAGAAAUUCUGCCCUACCUGUGACAGACAGUGGAACAAAAAAUGCCAGUGAAGUCAGACACUGGAGAAACGAUGGCCUGGUCUGAGUCCAUGGAUACACUACUAGCUAAUAAAGGUGGCUUGGAGGCUUUUAGGACAUUUUUGAAGUCAGAGUUCAGUGAGGAGAACGUGGAGUUCUGGCUGGCCUGUGAGGACUUCAAGAAAACCAAGUCCUCCACUAAGAUCGCCUCAAAAGCCCAAAAGAUUUAUUCUGACUUUAUACAAGCUGAUGCCCCAAAGGAGAUUAAUAUUGACUUCCACACCAAAACCCACAUCUCUCAGAAUCUCUCUGAGCCCACCCUCAGCUGCUUUGAUGAUGCUCAGAGGUUAAUCUACAGUCUCAUGGCAAAGGACUCUUUUCCCAGGUUUUUAAGGUCAGAAGAGUACAAGGAGCUAGUAAAGAAGCAGCAGAACGGAAAUCAGAAGAGAUGGCUCCCAUUUUUGUAAGAAAAUAAAUGCCAAAGACCUGAGGGAUUAUGGAUUUGUAAAUGCCUCCUAUUGCAACUCAGAACAGAUAUUUUAUUAAAGUGACCUAAGAAUUACUUUGCCAGCUUGUUUUUAAGUAUGAUACACACAUGAUACUUUCUAAUAAAGUUGGUGGAGAAAUAUUCAAGAAACAGGAUGGGAUAUGCUAAGACAUUUGAGCUAUCUUUUAAGAAAAGAAGUUUGGCAUUGGUAAGUUUUCUAGUGCUUGUUUUAUUUCUCAAACUGUUUUCACAUUUUUAAGUAGAAUGGUUUGGUUUUCUGGUUUGCCGUUGAUUUUUCUUUAGAAGUACGGCCUCAAAAAAUCAAUUCCUUUCAGGGGACUUGAAAACAUUUACUCAUCCAUUCAUCAUCUUAUGUGUAAUUUGUAAAAAAAAAAAUUAAAAUCAUCUUUUAAACAUGUUUUAUACAAUUUGGAAACAGGAAAAGU